This is a messenger RNA of Harpegnathos saltator (Jerdon's jumping ant), 3978 nucleotides long. Its product is annotated as zinc finger protein 260. The coding region runs from base 752 to 3088 and encodes 778 amino acids. Lineage: Eukaryota; Metazoa; Arthropoda; Insecta; Hymenoptera; Formicidae. Gene Ontology annotation, cellular component: nucleus. Gene Ontology annotation, biological process: regulation of transcription by RNA polymerase II. The transcript has 3 exons. Gene Ontology annotation, molecular function: zinc ion binding; RNA polymerase II cis-regulatory region sequence-specific DNA binding; DNA-binding transcription factor activity, RNA polymerase II-specific. The record is from RefSeq and is a predicted model, not a curated record.
AGAUUGCUCUCAACUUUCGCGGUCGAUCGUCGUCGUGCGGGGAGAAAGAGAGUGUGAGGGAGCGAGAGAAUAAGCAGCAUGUCCGAGGGACCGAGACAAAGGCCCGUGAAGCGUUAAAUAAUACUCGUCCGAAUCGCCGGAUCGAUCAUGCAGCAAGACGCAUCGUACAUUUUUCCGCGACUCCAAGUCGCCCGUGUGGGAACACCACGCUACGGAGGCGCCCGGCAGUAAGGAUCGUCGAGGAGCGGGUCUUCUCCGCCACUGUGCGUAUCCGCCCGCUGUUCCGCCGCGCCAUUUGUCUGGGCAUCACUGCUCGGGGUGAUCGGCACACUACACAUCGUGGCAUGGUCGGACGACGCACAAAACGCUCCGAUCGAGGUUGAGAACCGCAUUCGAGUUUUGUAGUUAAUAUUUUAUCAACGUGAACGUGCGCGGAAAAUUACACGAUGAGAGGAAGGAUCUCGUAACACCGGCCCCGGUAACGAGCGUCCCGUGUCAUAUGGCCGCACUCGCGCCGACAAAUCCGAUCCUGUCCUGUUUUGUUUACGUCGCGAAGUACAUCGGAUUGUCUAGUCGAUGUCGGCAGUCGGCUUCGCUACGCCGUGCAAAAGCUCGUCGGUGCGCUAUAUAACAUUAACGUAGCAUAUUGCGAUAAUGUAUUUCAUAUCUUGGUUGAACUAUCGUUCAACAAAGAGCUUUUCGAUUUCUGUCUCAUAUAACUCACAGCAGGUGAAUAUUCUUCAGCGGAACAAUGACUUCGGUUUAUUUUGCUUUGCCGCUCAACAUAGACAGAGUGUGCAGGAUUUGCCUCACUGAAGGUACCAACCUGUCGCCAAUCUUCUCCACUAAUCAGGUGGAGAAUGAUUUCCAAGGAGAAAAUUCUCUUCUCUCCCAGAAGAUACAAGUCUGUGGCUCUAUCGAGAUACACGAACAGGAUGGAUUGCCUUCCCUAAUAUGUGACGUUUGUGCCUACAAGGCUAGAGUCGCACACGAGUUCAGGGAACAGUGUCAGAGUUCUGAUGCAAAGUUGCGCAUGUACUAUAAUAAGCCUGCUAAGUGUAAUAUUAAUAUCACAGAUUCUUAUACACAGACAGAUCUGCAAACGAGGUUUGUACUGUCAACAAAGCCGAAUCAUCUCCAAGAUGAAUAUUUUGUUAAGGAAGAUAUGCAAGUAGUAGCAAAUCCACAGGAGUAUGUACAACCUGCUGACCAAUUUCCCAGGGAUGAAACCAGUCUGAACGCCAAUCAGAUUCACAUGCAAGAUGAGAAGCUGUUCAUAUGCUCCAUUGGAUUCGAAGGGAACAAGGAGGAAGUGGUGAAGGAUUCCUGCAUGCCGGAGAAUGUGGUUCACGAAAUGUCGAUAGCGCAAGAAGAUGCUCAAGAUACAUCCAACAUCAUCAAUAUGCAAAGCAAAGACGAAAUAGUGAAAGAGACGGAGCAGUAUAUGGAGAAGAAUGGCACGGACGAACAGGAGCAAUUCGUCAGUGAAAGUUUGCCCGACAAUAAUGUGGAGGAGGAGAUGGAGGAAGAGGAAGAAAACGUACGUCCACAGAAACGUACGUCCACGAGAAAAACCAAGUCAGCGCCGGCCAAGACGUACAGCGACGACGAGAUCGGCGACAAUUAUUACGAUCCGAGCAGCGACAGUCAAGAUUCGGUGGAGUCGAAGUUCAAGUGCAAGAUCUGCUCGAAGCAGUACGCCACGCAGAAAGGACUGAAGAAACACUCACUUGUUCAUGAGAAGAAGUACAAGUGUAAUGUCUGCCUGAAGAUGUUCUAUAAGCAAGAGAACAUGGAGAACCAUCAGAAAAUACACGCGUCGAAACCGCACGCGUGUCAGCUUUGUCACGCGUGUUUCUCGAAACCACAGAGCCUUGUGAAGCAUCUGAAGUCACACACAGAGAAGGUGAACGACAUGAUUAAGCAGAUCAAUACGGACGAACGCAAGGAUAAUAAGGAGCCGAAGAAAGAGUUGAAGAGCGAGGACGACACUGACGAAGAGACCGGGCCGACGAACGAGACAGACGAAUUCGAGAACGCGCCCGAGUUGUACAAGUGCGAGAUCUGCAGCCAGUACUGCUCAUCCCUGAAAAACUUGAGGAGGCAUGCUCUCGUGCACGGCGACAAGAAGUACUCGUGUACAGUAUGCAAGAAAUGGUUCUUCAGACCGGACACUCUGAAGAAACACGCGGAGAAGCAUGGACACGGACUGCUGGAUAAUCUCGUGGACGAUAACAAGCUGUAUAACUCAGACGACGACGAGGUGGGGCCGACAAGCAACGCGGUGAAUCCCUCCUUGCCGGAGAACGAGAACGUGAAGAAAGAGGACAGUGACGAAGACGGCUCCGGGGAGUAUAAGUGCCAGCAUUGCGACAAGGUGAUGGCCACAAAAAAAGGCCUGCGCCGGCACGUGUCGAUGCAUAAGCCGAAGGCCGAGCCGGUGACCUGCGAGAUCUGCAGGAAGGUGUGCGCGAGCCAAGCGCGACUAGUUCUCCAUCAACGCACGCACAAGCCGAAAGAGAAGGUGCCGCGCGAGUAUCUCUGUCACAUCUGCAGCAAGGUCUACCCCAGUAACUCGUCCCUCACGUACCACAUGCGCACCCACACCGGCGUCAAGCCACACGUAUGCAAAACGUGCAACAGCGGCUUCACGACUACCACCAGCUUGGCGAAUCACAUACGCAUUCACACGGGCGACAAGCCGUUCGUUUGCCAUGUCUGUAGCGCCGCGUUCGCCGUGAGCUCGGCCUUCCGCAGACACCUAACUCGGCACACCGGUGAGGCGAAUUACCUUUGCAAGACGUGCGGCAAGGCGUUCAAGCGGCUCAGCACCCUCAAGGAGCAUACGUACACGCACUCGGGCGAGAAACCUUACGUCUGCAAGACCUGCGGCGCAGCGUAUAGUCACAGUGGCAGCCUAUUCGCUCACCAGAAACGUUGUCGCGCCCAGUACGGCGACAUGAUCGUCGACGAUCAUCAUCAUCAUCACAUGCCGCACACAGUCACGCAUAUCCACGUGAACAUGAACAACGUGAAUAACGGGCAGGCCGCGGUACGGCCGGUUACUGUGAUAGGUCAAAUAUACUAAGGCAGUCGUACGGGCACCGUAUAAUGGACAUCCAGUAUUGCAUUACGUGUCACUUUGCAACGUGGCGGUUGCUGUUGUAAUUGCAGUUACGUAGUGCCACUGCAACCAUGUAACUGCAAAUCAUUCGCGCGAAGCAACGACUCCUGCAUCCACGUGUGGUGCGCGAGUAUGUGAGAUGCAGAUUAUCUCGCAUCAGUUGUAAAUAUAUAUCAACAGCUCUUCUUUGUCAUAAUAAAAGGAAACGUUCUUUGGAAUACGGCUAUGUUCUCGAGGACCGUCGAAGGUCUAACGCUUUGCUUUCUGAGGAUACGUAGAGGAGUAUUUCUUGAUUGUAUCAUACGUACGAUAUUGCAUAUCGGAGACGCGAAAAUGGAGUUUUCCAAAUGAAAUCGCAAUAGGUCGUCGAUGAAAAUUUCCAGAUAUUUUUUUAUUAUUUGAUGUUACAGAUACGGAUAUAUACGAGCAUAACGUAUAGGAUGAAGCAUUAACUCUAUUCUUUCUGAGUAGCUUUGAACUGAUAAUAAUUGGAAAAAAUGUCUCCAAUGUAAAAGUUAAUUUCUUGCGAGCGAUAUUCAUGUGGGUGACUACACUUGGAACAAAGAUAUGCAUAACAUGUCUCUUCUAUGUACACUAAAUUUAGUCUCGAAUAUUUGUUUCGACACAAUCAAAUCCUCCUUUACUGAAUUUAAUUAUUUUUAAGAUAUUUAAAUUAUGUGGAAUUAUUGCUUCAUCCUUUGUAUCGAUACAAAUGUAUGUAUAUAUACAUAUACACAUGCAUUCAUAUAUAUAUAUAUAUUUUUUUAUAUAUAUUCAUAUAAUCCAGAUCUUGCUGUACCACAUAUUACAUGACAGUUCUCUUACAUUGCUAUAUUAUUUCAGAGUAGUUAGCU